UCGGGUCGGGUCGGGUCGGGUCGGGCGGGGUCCGGGUGCAGGUGCAGGUACAGGCGCGGGCGGGAUGGCCACGUCCCCGGCGCCCGGCUCCACGCGGUCGCUGCUGGUGUUCGUGACGGAGCGGCUGGCGGGCAACCUGAGCCAGGCCGAGCUGAAGCCGCACGGCUGCGACAACGGGGCGCUGAUGGACCGGCUGGGCGUGCUGGUGCAGGGGCUGCUGGCGCUCAUGGCCUUCAGCACGCUGAUGAUAAAACGAUUUAGGGAGCCCAAAGAAGAGAGGCGUCCCUGGAUGAUAUGGUUUUAUGACACCUCCAAGCAAGCCAUAGGUGCCCUCUUCAUCCAUUUUGCCAAUGUUUUCCUAUCUGAUCUUACUGAAGAAGACCCCUGCUCUCUCUAUUUAAUAAACUUCAUCCUUGAUGCCACCCUGGGGAUGCUGCUGAUCUGGCUUGGGGUGAAGGUUGUGUCCUGGUUUGUGGAGCGUCAACAGUACAACUACCUCAUCUUUGGAGAGUAUGGUGAUCCUCCACAAGCUGCUGCUUGGAUCGGCCAGUGCAUCCUCUACUUGCUGAUAAUGGUCUUUGAGAAGACUGUGAUCAGCCUUGUCCUGCUCAUCCCUGGUUGGACAAAGCUUCAGGAGCUUUUGCUGGAUUACAUCCCAGACCCUCAGCUGGAACUUGUCCUGGUGAUGCUCGUUGUGCCUUUUAUUGUCAACGCCCUCAUGUUCUGGGUUGUAGACAGUUUGAUCAUGAGGAAACACAAGCAGAAGGACAGCCUUGACCUCAGCGGGUCCAUAGAAACCCCUCAGACUGUGAUGACUGAAGAAUCCCAGGGCUGCUUCUUGGAUUUCAGAUUGAUCUGGGCAAUGUGCCGUAUCCCUGCGAUGGAGCUCCAGACCCUCCCCACAGCUGUGCAACACCACGCUUCCUUAUACCUUGAGAGGAGUUACGAGCCAUGUUGCAAAAAUGUGUUGCUCUCCGCGGACUUGGAUUUUGACCAUCCUGAAAGCAACCGGGACAUCUCAAGGCUCCAAGGGACCAAGCCGAAAGUGAGGCAGGCGGGCUACCAGGUGGUCAUUUAACCAGCUGGAAAUCAAGUGAAAUGGAGAAAGUGCCAACGAAGAAAAUAGUGAAAGCUGUUGUUGAACUCUGCCGGAGGGCUGGGUAGGCGUGAUAGUCUCUUGUACCUAUGAAUGGAGACCAUAUACUAACACUACCCCGACGGACCCUUUGAGAAGUUACUUUUUUCCCCAAUGAUGUAUUUGUACAUUCUGCAUUCUUGCUGCCUGGUAUGGUGGCUGGCACUGCGUAUACAUAGUGCCCGUACCUGUAUUUGUCUCCCGAGCACAGCAAGGGUAGAAUUAAUAGUUGCAUUUCUCUGGCUGGCCAGCUGGUUUGUAGUUUGUCAGGACUGAGGCAUAAAGGAAAGCUCAAUCUUUUUAUAAGAAGAGAUCUUUAUCGUGUAUUAGCUCUACCGGGCCACUUUUUUAUAUGCACAGAUACUUGACUUUGCAAAAAUGUAUUUAAAUGUCCUUUUUGGGGGAUGAGGCUGAUUGGACCAGUGAAUGACAUGGGUGUCUGUUUGGUUUUUCUUUUUACUGUUUUAUACGGAUGGUAAUAAAAGCCUGAUUUUUGAAAUUG
Molecule: messenger RNA, 1637 nt
Organism: Alligator mississippiensis (American alligator)
Lineage: Eukaryota; Metazoa; Chordata; Crocodylia; Alligatoridae
Product: store-operated calcium entry regulator STIMATE
Exons: 9
Coding region: 65-1078 (337 amino acids)
Cellular component (GO): membrane
Source: RefSeq, a predicted model, not a curated record